UGUCCGCCAUUACACCACGUAUCACUCCGCGCAGGACUUUUGUUUUCUUCACUUUGCGAGUGUAUUUGAACUGUAAUAAUAUUUUUAAAAGAGUUUGUGUUUUUUGUAACAUAUUCUACAUGUACACAUUUCAGUCAGAACUUCAAUCACAACUCGAGGAAGUGUAGAUAAACGCAGCUAAAACGCUAAAAAGAGCAGGGAACUGGAGCUGUGUGUACAUCCGCGCGGCUGGGGGGGAAGAAAGUAGUGCGCGGAGUGAGCAGGAAUCGUAUGAGUGUUAUUUUCAGCUCGCGCUUUUCAUCGUAAAACAAAACAAAAAACACACAGAAUUCUAAACUCGUCGGAGGUUUCGGGGAGAAAACGUGAUAUAAAAGUUGUGAAUCUUUUUCCAGAUGUCUCUGGUGGAUCUGGGGAAGAAGUUGCUGGAGGCGGCUCGCUCUGGACAGGAUGACGAGGUUCGGAUCCUCAUGGCUAACGGAGCUCCGUUCACCACAGACUGGCUGGGCACAUCGCCACUCCACCUCUCAGCUCAGUACGGUCACUAUUCAACCACCGAAGUGCUGCUGCGCGCCGGCGUCAGCCGAGACGCUCGCACCAAAGUGGACCGAACACCUCUGCACAUGGCUGCUUCGGAAGGCCACGCCUCCAUCGUAGAGGUCCUGUUGCAGCACGGUGCUGACGUGAAUGCUAAGGACAUGUUGAAGAUGACGGCUCUGCACUGGGCGGUUGAACAUGGACACGGUGACGUGGUGGCGCUGCUGCUGAGGUUUGGCGCUGACGUUCACGCUCAGAGUAAAUUCGGCAAAACGGCGCUCGAUAUCGCGCUCGACAACAACAAUGAGGACCUGGCGGAAAUCCUGCAGGUGGCGAUGCAGAACCAAAUCAACACAAACCCCGAGAGUCCCGACAUGCUGACCAUCCACACUGCAUCUCCUCAGUUCAUCAUUGGCCCGGGGGGCGUGGUCAACCUGACCGGCCUCAUCUCACCCUCGAACACAGCUAAACCUGCAGUGAUGGCCACUGAGGAGGUGGUGACUGCAGACUCUGUCGACGGUGCUAUCCAACAGGUCAUGACCUCUGGAGGUCAGCAGGUCAUCACCAUAGUAACCGACGGCAUUCAGCUAGGAAACCUGCAAGGGGGCGGAGCCAUCAACCAGCCUAUUAUAGUCACCAUGCCUGACGGGCAGCAAGUGUUGACAGUUCCAGCCACAGAUGUAGCAGAGGAAACGGUGGUGAGUGACGAACCAUCACUGAAGCGAGCGAGACUGGAAGUGGAAGAAGAGGAGGAAGAGGAGGAGAACACCACCACACACACACACGAGACCAAGGAGAAGGUGGCGUUGUUGAAGCAGUUGGAGGAGGCGAACAGAGAAGCGCAGAAAUACAGACAGCAGUUCCUGAAGAAGGAGCAGGAAGCUGAGGCGUACCGCCAAAAACUGGAGGCCAUCACACGCCAAGGGGGGAAGAAACCGGCGUGACACACAUAUACACGCACACACACACACACACACACACACACACACACACACAUAUAAAAGGCCUGUGUCAUAACCGGUUACAAAACUCACCAAGAUAAUAUUCUUAUCUGGAACACUUCAAAAUAUCAUCCCGUCCACUACGUAGGCUCCCUAGCGAUGUAGCGUUCCCUGCUAAAUGAAACACGUCCCAUUCAGAACACACUUACCUUUUUAGGCUCCCUAUUUUGGCAUUAUUUAAGACAAUACCCUAAUUCUUAAUUCGUAAAGUUUCAUAUUGGCACAUGCCUCUGCGUGCACACACACACACACACACACACACACACACACACACACACACACACACACGCCUGAUUUCUAAGAGACUCUUUCUCACACACACUAAUGUGUUUUUUUUGCAUUUUUAGCAGACAUUUGUUUACCAACCCACGUCAUCAUCCAUCGGUCAGAACCCUGCGCCCUGUUCCCUACCUAGUGCACUUCGUUUGGGAGACAAAGCAUUAAUAUUGAGUGCACUUGUGAAAUCCCACAAUGCAUUGCAGCAUGUUAGCAUCCAAGCCUUCUGUACAGAAUACUCUAAAUGGGGCAUGGAGGCUGUAGGGAUUAAGGAAUAGGGCACCCUUGUGUGUUUUCUUUUCCACCCAGCUGUGAUUACGUGAACGUCGAGUUUGUUUCUAAAUAAAACCUGAAUCUGAUGACGUGAU
Ictalurus furcatus (blue catfish) is the source of this 2179-nucleotide messenger RNA. RefSeq names its product GA binding protein transcription factor subunit beta 1 (gene gabpb1). Gene Ontology annotation, cellular component: nucleus. The transcript is spliced from 8 exons. Gene Ontology annotation, biological process: positive regulation of transcription by RNA polymerase II. The coding region runs from base 393 to 1478 and encodes 361 amino acids. The record is from RefSeq and is a predicted model, not a curated record. Gene Ontology annotation, molecular function: transcription cis-regulatory region binding; protein binding. Lineage: Eukaryota; Metazoa; Chordata; Actinopteri; Siluriformes; Ictaluridae.